CAUAAAUUAAACAAAAUACCUUGCUAUUGCCAUAACCUACAACACACUAAACCAUAGACCUUUAAACAUGAUACUUCUGGAUUGCGACUGCAUGUUUGACAUUUCAAUGCACCAAUCACUCGCUGAGGAGCAGAUGCCUACUUCCCUACACUGGAAAGAGCGAGGGGGUAAAUAGACUGGCGGGGCAUACACUGAUCCAUCACACUAAAAACCUGCAAAGAUCGCCCGUGAGACUGCUGCAACUACGCUAUAGGCCAUUGAUAUCGCGUUCAUUUCUGGUCAAUUGGUAAAGUGUCCAUAAUACAAGAAAAUGGCAGGUAUUUUGGCAUGGUUUUGGAACGAGAGAUUUUGGCUCCCUCACAAUGUAACCUGGGCUGACCUAAAAAACACAGAUGAGGCAACCUUCCCGCAAGCUGAGGAUUUGUAUCUGGCUUGUCCUUUAGCCUUCUGCAUCUUUAUGAUUCGACUGGUUUUCGAAAGGUUUAUUGCCAGACCGUGUGCCUUGGGUCUCAAGAUACAAGCCAAUGGACCACAGAAAGCCCAGCCCAAUGCCAUUUUGGAGAAGGUGUUCACUGCUAUCACCAAGCAUCCAGAUGAGAAGAGGUUGGAGGGCCUGUCCAAACAGCUGGACUGGGAUGUCCGGACCAUCCAGCGCUGGUUCCGACAGCGCAGGAACCAGGAGAAACCCAGCACGUUGGCUCGCUUUUGUGAGAGCAUGUGGAGAUUUACAUUUUACCUCUAUAUAUUUACCUACGGAGUGCGUUUCCUUAAAAAGACACCAUGGUUAUGGAACACAAGAGAGUGCUGGUACAACUAUCCUUAUCAGCCACUGACGGUGGACAUCCACUAUUACUAUAUACUGGAGUUGUCGUUCUACCUGUCCCUACUCUUCUCCCAGUUCACGGAUAUCAGAAGGAAGGACUUCCUGAUAAUGUUCCUGCACCACCUGGCGACAAUCUCCCUCAUCACCUUCGCCUACGUCAACAACAUGGCUAGAGUGGGCACGCUGGUCAUGUGUCUCCACGACUCCGCCGACGUCCUGGUGGAGGCUGCCAAAAUGGCCAACUAUGCCAAGUUUCAGAGACUUUGCAACCUCCUGUUUGUCAUGUUUGCAAUGGUCUUCAUCAGCUCCAGGCUGGGUGUCUAUCCUGUCUGGAUUUUAAACACUACCUUGUUUGAGAGCUGGGAGAUCGUGGGGCCGUACCCCUCCUGGUGGGUGUUCAACCUACUCCUGAUCCUGCUGCAGUUCCUGCACUCCUUCUGGUCCUACCUCAUAGUGAAGAUAGCCUGUCGAGCCAUCUCCAGAGGAAAGGCAGGGAAGUGGAAUCCUUUACAUGUGUCGAAAGACGACCGCAGUGACAUUGAGUCCAGCUCGGAUGAGGACAACGGUCCUCCGCCCACUCCUGUUCAGAAGCACCACAACAGUACCACCAACGGGACCAAUAAAGUCCACGGGACCAAUGGGUACCUGUCAGCAGGGGCCCCUUGUCUAGAUGAACACUGACCACUGCUAUGAGACAUUUUAUAAGCACUGGAGCAAAGCUGCAGACACCAUUCAUAGAUACAUGUGUGCGACAUGAACAACAUUGCCUGUCUGGUACUGGAAGUUCUUAGUUUUCAGUUUGAUUAUUUCCAUGUUUCCCCUCCAUUUUAUUAUCUUUCUCUAUAUUUGCAUCAAACUGCAUUCAAUGAAAUAUCAAAGCACUCCUGUCGGUACAGCCCAGUCUCUCUGUUUAGCCAAUGAAUGAACGCAUUCCACUAUUAUGACGAAAGCAUGCUGUUUAAACGUAGUCUGACUGGCAUACUGGGGGUAGUUAAUUAUGUUAUGUGUCUGUUAUUUAUUUUGGAUAGAUAUACAGUACCAGUCAAAUGUGGACACCUACUCAUUCCAGGAUUUUUCUUAAUUUUUACUAUUUUUUUUUACAAUGUAGAAUAGCAGUGAAAAAACAGCAGUGCAAAACUAUGAAAUAACAAAUUAAAUAUAUUUUAGAUUCUUCAAAGUAGCCACCUUUUGCCUUGAUGAUAGCUUUGCACACUGUUGGCACUCUCAACCAGCUUCACCUGGAACGCAUUUCCAACU
Oncorhynchus mykiss (rainbow trout) is the source of this 2080-nucleotide messenger RNA. Its product is annotated as ceramide synthase 6. Gene Ontology annotation, cellular component: membrane. Gene Ontology annotation, molecular function: sphingosine N-acyltransferase activity; DNA binding. Gene Ontology annotation, biological process: ceramide biosynthetic process. The record is from RefSeq and is a predicted model, not a curated record. NCBI's taxonomy places the organism in Eukaryota, Metazoa, Chordata, Actinopteri, Salmoniformes, Salmonidae.